GAGCAGUUUUGCAGUUCGUUAUUAAAUUGAAAAUAAUAUGGAUCAAUUUCAUCUAACUUUAAACUAUGAAGGCGUAGACUACGAGGUCUGCGUUAAAGACCUGGAAACGGUCAAUUUACUUUUGAAUGGAUGCAAGCAUAAGGUAACCCCAUUAAAUCUAGGGGAUUCAAUGGAUAUUGAUGAAACUACAUCAGGAACUGCGAAAAAUGAAAUAGAAGAGCAACAACCAGAUCAUACAGAUUUAGAGGGUCUCAACAUCAACCCCAGUUAG
Molecule: messenger RNA, 271 nt
Organism: Acanthoscelides obtectus
Lineage: Eukaryota; Metazoa; Arthropoda; Insecta; Coleoptera; Chrysomelidae
Source: the annotation of a GenBank genome assembly